This is a messenger RNA of Diaporthe citri, 1857 nucleotides long. RefSeq lists its product as uncharacterized. Gene Ontology annotation, cellular component: membrane. The record is from RefSeq and is a predicted model, not a curated record. Gene Ontology annotation, molecular function: carbohydrate:proton symporter activity. The transcript has a single exon. Bases 1 to 1857 code for a protein of 618 amino acids. Gene Ontology annotation, biological process: transmembrane transport; carbohydrate transport. Lineage: Eukaryota; Fungi; Ascomycota; Sordariomycetes; Diaporthales; Diaporthaceae.
AUGUCGGACGUUGUGUAUCCUCCACAGCUGCUGGAGGCUGCUGCUGCCUCUCUUCCUCCCAGCACAGCCCCCUCAUCUGUCUGUGUUGCCGGCCUCAGCAACACAACAACAGCCAACACCACGUCUAAUACAACUUCCAAUACCACCUCCAACACGACAUCUACCACCACAUCCAGCGCGACUUCCAAUACGACAUCCUAUGCAACGUCCAAUACAACAUCGAGGACAGCAUCCAAAGUCGACCUACUCUACGACAGCGAGGCCGAGAAGGCAGCACGCUAUACGGAAACGGAGCAUUCCCUAACCUUUUGCGGCGCCAUAAAGCUCUACUAUCCAGCUGUCUUGUGGGCACUGGUCGUCAACUUCGCAACGCUCUGCCAGGGCCUGGACGGGCAGGUUAUCGGCGCCCUCGUGGGCAUAAAACCCUUCAAGCAACAUUUUGGUGUCGAGUACCAAGGCGACUACAUCAUCGAGGCACACUGGCUGGGCGCAUUCAACUAUGCCAACAAGGUCGGCUCUAUCAUCGGGGCCUUCUGCGCUGGGAUGGCCUACGACCGCCUCGGCCUACGGAAAGUCAUCGCCCUCAGCUCAUCCCUGUCCAUCGCCUUCGUCUUCGUCGAGUUCUUCGCCAGCCACCCAGCACAGCUCGUCGCCGGCAUCCUGCUCAACGGCUGCGUCAUCUCCUUCUUCACCGUCUGUGCCACCGCCUACGUGGGCGAGGUGUGCCCCGUCGUGCUGCGCGGCUUCGCCGCCUCGGCCAUCAACAUGCUCCUCGUCGCGGGCCAGCUCACGGGCUCGGGCAUCCUCAAGGUCGCCAGCAACAUCACCUCGCAGUGGGCCUACAAGUUCCCCAUCGCCAGCCAGUGGCCCCUGCCCGUGCUCAUGCUCCUCUUCACCCUCGGGCCCUUCUGCCCGGACCCGCCCUACUGGCUGUGCAAGCGCGGCGAGUACAAGGCGGCAGAGCGCUCCCUCAGGCGCCUCGCGUCCGCCGACGUCGACCCGUCCCUCAAGCUGAGCUUCGUCCGCGAGACGCUGCGCGCCGAGAACGAGGCCAAGCAGGGCGCCCCUCCGAGAAUGCGCGAGUGCUUCCGGGGCGCGGACCUGCGCCGCCUCGUCAUCUGCCUCAUGACCUACGCGAUCCAGGCCCUCGUGGGGGCCGUCGUGUUCCACGACUUUGCCGUCUACUUCUUCGAGCUCUCCGGGCUCAGCGCCGGCGACGCCUUCACAAUGAACGUCGGCGUCAACGCGAUUGGUUUUGCCGGCUCGUGCGCCGCGUGGUGGUUCCUGCAGUUCCUCGGCCGCCGCGACGCAUACCUCUGGGGCUGCAUCAUCCUCGCGCUCCUGCAGGGCGGCAUCGGCGUCUUGGACCUCGUCCCUCGCCCAUCGACGGGAACGGCUCCCUCUUCCUGGGGCCAGAGUGCGCUGAUUGUCACGUGCAACCUCGUCUACGACAUCACCAUCGGCCCCUACGGCUUCGUCCUCAUGUCCGAGGUGUCCUCGGCCCGGCUGCGAGGCUUCAACAUCGGCCUCUCCUCUGCCUUCUACCAGAUCUGUGCCAUCGCCUUGGCUGUUGGCGUUCCGUUCCUCAUCAAUAAGGAUCAGGCUAAUCUCGGAGGCAAGAUCGGGUUCAUCUUCGCCGGAAUUGGUGGCCUCUGUGCGCUGUUCUGCUUCCUCUGUCUCCCCGAGACCAAGGGCCGCACUUUCGAGGAGCUGGACCACAUGUUUGCGAUUAACCUGCCAUCCAGAAAGUUCAAGGACUUUGGGUUCGAACACGACGACGAGAUGAUGGAUUUUGAGAGCCAGAGCAAAGACCAGACAAGGGACAAAAGCGAAGGGGAGCAGUCGGCCAGCCCUUAG